UGAGCGUCAUGACUGAGCCAGCCCGGCGCCCCACGUGCAUUUUUGCCCGCAUAUUUCACCAUGGCAACUGCAGUAUUCGAAUCGAACGGAUAGCUUUCGCACGUGCACGCGAGCGUCGGAUCGCGAUCGAACUCUACGAUCGACUCGAUCGUCGGAUCUCUCGCACUUCGACAAAACAGUCGAGUCGGUAGAUCUACGACGGUAGAGAUCCAUGGAUCUACAAAGUAGAUCUGUGAUCGUGAGGAGCUAGCUCGUGGCCCGUGGAGUUAUCAUGGCCAUGCGAUAGCGAGAGCGAGCUACAGAUCAGAGUGAUUUUGCUAGUUUCUGGUUUGGGUUUGGUGACUAAAAAAAUAAUUGUGGGGUGUUUCUUGUUUUGCCAAAGAGUACGUGGAGCUGAGCUGUAUACAUGUAUGGUGUAUCCGCAGGUGCUCUUGCUUUUACUUUUGGACAGUUUGUUUUCACCCUUUGGCGCUACUGAGCACAUACUGGAUGCCACGCAAGGCUGCAGUUCGGCUCCUUCAUCAGUGAAAGGGACAGGUAUUGGUCGUUAUCCUUGAUUUAGUCCCUCAUCGUGGCCAUGGCUUCUCGGCUGAGAGAGAACUCGGCUGCGAAUGUACCGAAAUGGACUGUGGACGAUGCAGGUGCGAAGAAAACUAAGAGCAAGGCCAAAGCUAAGCAGAAAAGCCCGGCCAAGGCGCCACGAUCGAAGGGCGGCGCAGGAUAUUCAGCAUGUCAAAGUGGCAAUGCGUCUAAACCAGCAAUGGUGUCUGGCAAACAAUCUGACACCUGUGGCUCGCCUGCUCCUGGUGGUGAUGGUGCUACGCUAAAGGACUUGUGCUUUGAUGAUAAGCGACGCCUGGCAGCGCUUGUGAAGGAGCUUGCAGAUGUCACCGAGUCUCGUGAGCUCGCCAUUGUACAUUUGCAGGAGGAGCGUGUCAACUUUGAACGCAAGCUAUCUGAGCUGAAGGAGCACCAUGAUACGCUGAUGCAGUCUCGUGAAGGUGUCGAGCUGCAAUACAGGCAGUCACAAGGAUUGCUGCAAAUGUACCGCAAUCAGCUGGUAUCUCAGGAAGGUGCUUUAGCUGAAUUGCAGCUGCAACAGCAGGGCCAUCAGCAUUUGUCCAGCAACACAACAGUGAUGGCAUCAGCUCAGCCACCACCACUGGCACAUGCAACAGCUGGUAGACCAGUAGCAAGCGAGCUGUUAUCUUCCUGUCAGCAGCAGCGCUCUUCAGGCCUACCAUUGCCAGCUGGUAGUUGCAGUCAGUCUUCACUGCACAAAACCACCAUGAUAUCACGUGACAGUCACACAGGGCCACUGCAGGAAGCAGCCUUGCAUAAUCCUCUUACCACUAUGCAUGUGUGUACCGAUGUGUCCAACAGCAGCAGCGGCAGCAGCAUUAAGCGAAUGUCUGAUGCUCAUGUUCCACAUCAUCGUGCACCGGCAAGCUGUGAUAUUUUCAAUUCAGCAAACUCCCCGCCUGUGACGGGAUUAAACUCACAGCAGCAGCAGCAACACUGUAAUACUGGCGCAACGCAUGUGGGCAGUGGGCAGUCUUUUCCACAGUGCUCUCGUCCUUGUGAUGGCUGUAAGUCCAGCAGACGUGUUGCCACAACAACUGCUCCCACCUGCAGUUCUAGCUCCUGUGCAUCUUUCCAGUCCCAAGGAAACAGUGGUUCGGACAGUGCACAUGAGAGACUUGCUCCAGCCUCAAGACAACGGCGUCCAAAAGAAUAUGUUAAAACCAGUAAGACUGACAAGUCGAACCAUGUUGCUAACCCUCAAGUACAGAGUGUUGGAAGGACCUGUCGAUAUUCAAGUCAGUCACAAGUCGUCGUUCAACCUGUUGUUCCACCUCACCAGGAUCAUCAAGACUCGGCAAUGGGGGCUCUUGCUAGUCAUCAUACUGAAGCCGUGAAGGCCAGCAUUCCACCCCAGGCUUGUACUAAAGACCGCCAGCAGCAACAGCACCUUCACCAUCGGCAUCCUCACCAUCAGCCUUGUCACCGAGAGGAAACUGGACCAGGAUCAGAUGCUGCAUUACAUUCCCGGUCGCCUAGCUCAUGGCUGCCAGGCAAUGUUUGUCCAUAUCAUCAGUUCAUUCAGCAGCAACAUGUUCUACAGCAGCAACAACAGUCCCAGCUCCAAGCUCUUGAGAAACUCCUAUCUCUACCCACACCAGGUUCUGUCGCACCUGCUGACAAAACUGGGAGCUGCAAGCAUCGCCAUGCUCGCAAGAAGAACAAAAAGAAAGCUGAUGCUGAUGCGUACCCAUUGAUGAGCACGGACCCUAGUGCACUCGCCACCAGCAAUGCACCGCACACCAAGUCAGAACCGGGUAAUGGUGGUGCUCUUGCUGCUUCCCAUGCCCCGAAUCACGGUUCGCAUUGCCAUUCUAAAUCCGCAGCUGAACAUGGCCAUAGCAAAGUUGAAAAGGAGCCAUCUCUUUUCUCCCCUGCUUCAAAGCUGAGUGAUGGAUGUUCAGUUGUAACAUCAUCAACUUCAUCUUCCUCAUCGUCGUCGUCGUCAUCAUCACCUGUUCUGAAAUCUUGUGCACUAUCUACCUCAGCAGUGCUAGUCCAGCCGGAUUCUCUGAAAACUACACGCACGUCUAUGUCUGCUAAUGUACAGCAACACAAGAGGCAUCCGCCAUCACAUCUCAGAUCCACCAUUUCUGAAGGUUCCAUCAAUGAUUUCUCGCUGGCACCUAGUGAAUCACUGAGAGUCGAAGAUCUUGGCGAUGAACUGGAUCGUCUGGAAGAAGACUUGGCUGUACUUUCCUUGCUCAAUGACCGCGAUGCAUCCAUUGAUCGUUGUUCAAUGGAUAGAGCAGUUUCGUCAGCAUCGGAUGAAGCUAACUUGCUAGCACUGGACGCAAGUGACCUAAAUUUCAGCUACUGGGACAGUCGGCUGCCAGAUUUGAUUAGUAUUCUAUCCGAGCUGGAGAAUGAUUCCAAUGCCAGCACGGAAGUAUCUCCCCGUCAAGCCACUCCUGUGUCGCGUGUUCAUCCAACCAGCAGCUCCAUGCCAAGUGAGCUGCUUGCUCAGCAUGAAAGUAAUCUCUGUCAAACACUGGACUAUGUCUUAGACCGAUGAAUUUUGAAUUUGAAGACUGUCUCACCCCUCCCCCAACACAUACGCACAUGCACACGACACGCCCAUCAGGCUAUGAGGGCAUUUUUACUUUUAUUCUUUAUUAGCAAUGUACAGUAGCAGUGUGCCUGACACUGCGUACCAACUUGGAUAGCAGAUACAAUUCAUGCUGGGCCGAGGGUCCGGAUCGUGGGAUGUAUGUGAAUAGUGACCUCCACUUGUCAUGGGCCACUACUUGCCUUCAAAAUAUCAGUGCUCUAUUUCUCUUAUGCCUGUGAUUUUAAAGUACUGAAGUACACUGUAUUCUUGUGACCUGUAGUUGUCACUGAAGAAGUAUUUUGUCCUAUUUACUUCAAGAAGUUUUUUUUAUGAGUACAUCAUUUUAUUCUGACCUUGACUUGGCUUGAGCCGAAUCUAUUCACACUUAUUUCUGUUCCUCAUUGUUUUCACAUGCAGUGCAAGUUGUGUACGUUUGCUUGGCAUACUGGCCUGCCCCCCCCCCCCCCCACACACACACGCGCCACAUUUGUCCAUAUGACAUGCAUGAUGCACUUCACCGACCUUGGCUUCAGUACCGGUAGGUAGUAGGCGCAUGGCAUCGCCACUUGAAUGCAUGUACAUGUACUAUGAUCGACUAUGACCUGUGAGGCUGUGCCCGAUUGUA
Sycon ciliatum is the source of this 3758-nucleotide messenger RNA. RefSeq lists its product as uncharacterized. The coding region runs from base 578 to 3097 and encodes 839 amino acids. NCBI's taxonomy places the organism in Eukaryota, Metazoa, Porifera, Calcarea, Leucosolenida, Sycettidae. The transcript has 6 exons. The record is from RefSeq and is a predicted model, not a curated record.